Pocillopora meandrina is the source of this 10150-nucleotide messenger RNA. The record is from the annotation of a GenBank genome assembly. NCBI's taxonomy places the organism in Eukaryota, Metazoa, Cnidaria, Anthozoa, Scleractinia, Pocilloporidae.
GUAGCACAGCGCUCAAUGAGGUGUGAAGGGCAUGAUGAAAAAUAUUUGAUUUAUUACAAAGACUUAUUUAGUUUUGCUUAGCCAUUGUUCACAUCUUGAUCAUUGUCAACGGCAAACAUAAGCCAGCAUAUAAAGCCCUGACGUUUAUUAAAAUCCCAUAAACCGAAAGUAAGUGAAUACGUAAAGAUUGAAAAUCGCCACUGACAAGUCGGCGGUGAGGAUACGUGCCGAGAUGUCCGUUUGGGUCGCGCCGCCACUCUUGGAAAAACCAAGCAGUCCCCUAAAUAUAAGUCAGGAGGUCUUAAGAAGCGUUCUGUACGGCAAGUGGUGCAACGUAUUUGGUGGCCAAAAAGAACUUACCUUUAAAUCCGGCGUUUUGGAUAAAAUGGACUACAACUCUGAUGAAGGUAAAUUUUAAUUUUCCCUUAUUACAAUGAAUGAUAUUCAGUUUAAAAACAAAGUAUGCAUUGGGAAACACGGCGAAGAUUAAACUACCUCGCGUGCUUUCAGGCACUCCAGAGUUUUGAGCAAUAAGAAAUUAUGUAAUUACUCGCUUUUAAGCGCUGUGUUUAGUUACAGGAAUUUAACAUUGUCGUUUUAUUUCCCGUGUUUCAUUGCUUAGGAAAAAAAACGGUCAAAGGGAUUGUGAAGUGUUUCGUGUUACGUAUUCUUUUGGAAUUUAACUAAGGAAUGCCAUUAAAUUUUAACGACUUAGGGAAGUUUAUAGUCUCUGGUUUAUUUUAAUGAGCAGAAUUUGGGUUUAUUAAACGCAGAUCUUUUUUUGUCCAUUCUCUCGUAAAGAAUUACUCAAGUAACAUGUUUCGCUGACUAUUUCGCUUUCAAUAGUCUUAGAAACUCGAAGAUUUCGAAUUACUGAAAAUACCGUGCGGUAAAUUGCAAAAUCGCGUGAGGUUUCUUUCGCUUUUAGAUUUUUGUCGGUUAAGGAAAACAUUGCUACCAACCGCGGGGAAUUGAAAAUUUUGAUUUAUCGUAUUAUUCUGCCGUGUAACUCGUACUUGCUCUCAAGGUCCAUAACGAGCGUCUGUACAGGUAGUUUGAGGAAUAACACUAGAGUCUUCAGAUUCGCGCGCUUGAUCUCAUCCUCAACUUCGUCAGUUUUACUUAAUGUUUUCAAAACGCCCUCUGCAGUUUCCGGCUGUCUAGUGAAACGGUCAUUAAGGUAUGAUCUACCAGCAAACAAAAUUUCAGAAAUGGAGGCAAAAGCGCUUCCUUCUUUCAAUUGUAAUUUUUGGACGAUAAUAAGGUUUAAAUACCCAAUUUGCUUUAGGCAGGUGGAUUCGCUUAAAAUGAAUAUGUAUGCGAACUCGGAAAUUUAACUAAAAGCACUUAAUUCGUACCAGUUUUGUAAACGUGUAGUUUUCGCAGACUUUUAAGCUCUUUGUGCAAAGUUCAUUCCUUAUCUCUUGAUGUUUUUCAGGAGAUCGCAAUGAGGUCAGAUAUCUAUGGUAAUAUUUUCUCUCAAUUCUCCCUCGGGAAGUGAUUGUAGGCGCCUUAAAAAAAAAAAUGUACUCUCAUUGAAAUCCUUGAGUGCGACGUGACGGAAACUAUAAUAGAAUAUAAGGGAGGAAAAGAAAUAUGUUUAAUCUAGUCUAAUUUCGAAUUUGCUUUUCGAGAGAAAUUAACAUGUUUGGACAUUUUUUAUCAUAUAAUUAAUGUCUUCUAGUUAGCAUUAGAGAAAGAUUAGCAUAUCAAAGAACAGUAACAUGAUGGAGUAACAAUACAACCAGGACAGUCAAACUCAAACUGAAAUCAAUGAAUACGGGCAAGUGCGUUUUCUACAACAACUCGAAAAGCGGAGGCCACGUGACUCGUAGGCAUCAUCAUCCUCGCCCACAUUACAAACAUCGCGGCUUUUUUGUGAAAUUAAAAAAUGUAACCAAGCUUUGAAAUAAAGUCGGUGAACUGGCUUGUUGUCAUAAAACAAGCUUCCGUGGUCUGUUAAUUCAAAUGCGUGUGCCGUAUUGUUCGACACUCUUUACUUUUACAUUGUUUAUGAAAUUUUACCAAUACCCAAAUAAAAAGCUAUUAUGGGAGAAGUGUUCAGUAAUGAAAAUUCGCGAAGCAUAUAUCCUUCCGAGUCAUAUCUACACUUCCGCAAUCAAGUCCAAAUUUACUUCUCUGGUUUGUGUUUCACACUGUGUGUUCCAUCAAUGGCGAUUGUUUGUGACUGAUAAGGCCCCUGUAGCAUAACAAUUCGUUAGAGAUUAAUGCGACGCAUAAACCCUCCUUUUUUACCUGCUUAUCACAGUGUAUUUAGCACGUUCCUUGGGUUUACUUUAAUUCAAGAUCAUAAAGAUUAGUAGAGAUCGCAAAGCAGGUGCUACAAGCGAAGGUCGCAUGAAUAAACCUCAUCACAACUAAAUUCAUUACUGGAAGAGAAUAAAACCGAACUCGUUUCGCUGUAAUUUUUGGCACGUUAUCCUUUUAAGAAUGUUUCACUCAUUUUAUCGAUGUUUUUCUGACCUAGUUUUACAAACCUGCCUUUCAGAUUUUUUUCCCAGCGGUGGAAUAAAACGUUAUAAAUAAUUGAUUGUAAACGACUUCUGUUUGUCGCGAUUGAAAACUACAGGAGAGAAUAGCGUUUGGGCUUUCAUCCGCUCGGGAAAUUGAUGCUUUUCAAUUCUUUUCUUUUUAUGUCGUUUUUAAACAAAUUCUUCAAAUUUGUAAAAUUUUAACCAACUUUCCGCUGGGAAUUUACUAAAUCUUUUGACUUCCAACAGAUAUGAUUCUUCCACAUUUUACUCAUUUAGUUAGAAAACUAGGUGUCUAGACUGCAAUCCAGUUAUCUCAACUGCAAAAAUCAAUUGUACAUAGUGCAGAGAAAAGCCGCUAGAACUGAUAACUGAAUUUUUUUUUCCUCGCGGUGAUUUUUUUCGUUCUUUUUAUUUCCAAGAUCCUGACGCUGGGUACAUGAGCAGCAUUAAACGUGUAGGAUCUACAGCUUUAGUCCCGGUUCUAAGCAACGACAACGCCAAAACUAAACAACUUUGUGUGGAGAACGACUCUUACUAUAUGGCAUUUGUGUCUCUUCCGGAGCAAGUCACUAUUGCGCCAUCCUCAAUUCCGGGUGUUCAACUUGGUGUGUUUAGUACCUGCUGGAUCAAAGAGGGCACACAGAUGGGACCCUAUACAGGCCGUAUUGUCAAAGUCGAAGAGCUGAGCUCUGAUGUUGAUAAUAGUCUCAUGUGGGAGGUGAGUGGCUUAUUCGACAUUGGUAAAUAACGUUAUGAUGCUCGAGUGUUAUCGUGUUUGAAAUUGCGUUAUGAUGCGGGUUCAACGUUAUCGUGUUCAAAAUCUGAGCGCACUGUGAGAUAUUUAGCCUUAGAACCUCGGGCAUCCGAUAAUAAAGUCCUUGAAAUAAGUCAAGGCAUAGCUGUGUUUUUACUUCUAUUCAGUUUUAAAUUUUCCCUUGAUCAAAAUCCUCACUAUUUAUGAUUGGCGAAUUCAAAAUAUUAAACACCUUUAUGAAAAUAAAAUGCUAAUUUUUGUUUUUAAGUUCUCACUGAUCACUUAGAUUAACAUGUUUCGGCGCAAUGUAAAAUUUCUAAUGUCGUGUUCUUUAUUGAUUCAGUGAAUAUUAAAGAGUUUCUCUGUCCCCAUUUUUACAAAGAGCAUUUCAUGUGAUUCAAACUGAUGCUGUAUGUUAGCCUGAGGUUUAAAACUAUAUUGUGUCAUUCAAGUAAGCCCGAGGAAAAAUCGUUUAAGAUAAGGUUAAAAACACCAUUACAAUUGUGCAGAGUGUUAGCAUAGAGUGCAAAAACCAUAAAGAAAUGAAAAAACAAACACUUUUCGGUUGUUUUCUUCUUUUGAGACAUGCCCACCGCGGCAUGGAAAAUUUUCAACAUUAGACUGUCGUAUUCGAAAUAAACGAAUUUAACUCCGAAAGCGAUAAAUUCCGAAAUUUUAUUUGGUAAUCUAUCCGUGAUUUGGUCUUUGUUUGUACAGUACACAAGUCACUCGAGAGCCUCUUUGAAUUAAGAACAAACCCGAACUCUCAAUAAAUAUAUUUGCGUUCCCAAAGUCGACCAAAUUUCUCGCAUUCAUUGUUUGUUUUUUCCAAGAUCUAAGAGUAAAGAAUGAAUGAAUUGAAAUGCCCUUUACUCAGUGAAGAAUCAUUUGGAAAACGUUUUGAAUAUUCUGACCAUACAAAGUCGAUGAAACUUAUUUCUUCUUUGAACAUAUCGCUUUUAAAAAUACCAACCUAAGUGAAUGGUGUUGUUUGAAAUCUGCUUCAAAACAGGUUCUUAAUGAAGACGGAACGGUUAGUCACUUUCUCGACGCGAAAGACGAAAAUCCGCGUAAUUGGAUGGGCUUUGUGAACUGCGCUAGGAACGAACAAGAACAGAACUUAGACGUAUUUCAAUACGGUGGUAAUAUUUAUUACCGCGCGGUCAAAGACAUCCCUCCAGAUCAGGAACUGCUGGUUUGGUAUGGCGGCACUUACGUUCAAUUCCUCGGGAUCCCGGGAAUUGCGCCGGUGAACGACUUCGUGCGAAGAAAAAGGAGAGGACCUGAGGAAGAAGAAGAAGAACCAGAGCCUUCUCAGCUACACGGUUAGUACUGAGUCUGGAAUUAACUCUUGCUCGCGUAAACUUAGCACUGAGCAGCUUAUAACAUGAUAUUGCUUGUCGAGCAGAAACCACGACAUCUCACGCAAAUUUGAAAUGUGAGUUGCACUUGUAAGAAAAGAUUCAAAAGUACAUUGUCUCUUUAUUGUGCCGCAUCGGAAAUCAGUUCGACCAAGGUGAUGUACAGCCUACAUUACACACACUAACACACAGUGUUUUGCUUCAAGACUUGAAAAUAAUACCUCGACCUUCUUCUUUGAAAUUUGUAGUAUUCUGAUUGAAAAUCAUGCUUCCUGUUUUACCCUCUUCUCCUUCACCAAAAAUCAACAGUUUAAGUUACUCAAAGUUUUCAUAUGUACACCGUGUCUCAAAAGUGUUUGCAUUUCGCCGACUUGUACCUUCGUUGCAAAAUACUCCAGUGUUCGAAAAAGAAAAAGAAAAAAAAGACUUUCGUUUCAAUUCCCAAUGCGCAUAGGAGUUGUUGUCAACACCUGCAAAAGUGCUUUAUAAAAUGGAAUAAAAAUGUAAGUUUUAAUAUUUUUAGCCGCGAUGAAUUUGUUAAAUUUACAAGCCGACUUAACAAAAUACAGGAACUGCACAAACAAAUCUUCUUAUUUUUUCAUUUUUUUCAAAUACUUCUAUGAAAAGGCUUUAAAAAAAUUAUAUUUACUGCCAGCAAUAAAUGUUUUGAUUCCAAAAUUUUUUGUCGAGGAAUACUUUGAAUAUUUACGGGGUAUAAUAACAUAAAGUAAAUCAUGAUGUAUGUAUGUUUAUACUGGCAGUAAAAAACCUUGCUGUGCCAUCGAGUUUGUUAUUUUUUUCACCGGAACUGAAUUCAAUUCUUCAUCACGGUUUUGUGCAAGUUUAUUAUCUACAUUAGUAUACUGUUGUUAUUGAGAUGUUUCGUUGGAGUGUUGUGUGUUUCCACUGCUAACGACGCUGAGAAUUACAUUUGUGACAAGCAAAGAAGAGAAUUCAUAACAUCUCGUGUUCAGUCGUCGCAUCGAUCUGCUAAUCCCUUUUAAACCUAGAAAUAUGCGACUAAAACAAACUGCGCUCGGAUUUAACAGCUAUCUUUUAUACUCAAGGAAAGGAGUGAGUGUUGUGAAAUUUGCAUUUCCAAACGUGUGGAUCCGGAGUUAAUCAAUCCAAUAAAUAUUAAAACAGGGUGGUGGGUGAUAAAACUUCGGCUCAGUGUUUGGUAUUCAGCCUUUCUUAAGACAGAUAUUAUCAUUUACAAAUUACGAAGCAAGGUCGUUGGCGCCCGGCGCUUUUUAUAAUGAGCCUAUCUAUGGGGUGUAGCUAUUUUGGAGACGUUCAAUUAAAAGAAAACCGGCUAGGCUGAGGCGUCAGGAGAGAACAAUGCUAAAACUUGUUUAAGUCUGUCGAAGGAAUCCACAGGAAAAGUGGAAUUAAUUUUAAAAAAAGGGUUCGAUUAUCUUUUAUAAAUUUCGAUGUUUACCAGCAAAUUGCGCGUUCCCUUUUCCGCUUAAUCAUUGCCUUAGAUGGCUUAGUACCCACAAAACUGAUUACUGGUCGAGAUAAAUAUAGUAAUUAUUCGGGAGUUAAGUCUCGAGCUAACAUCAUCUCCUUGAUGCUCUCUGAUGUACAUCUAAUGGAAAAGUGCAAAUUACAGCUUCAUAACCCCCACUUGUGCCCUUCCAACUGCGCAUAUUUUCCUUCCGGAAACAAAAUUUCGAAACUUCUAUCUUGUAAACAUUACUGCGGGAAACUCAGUUGUUAUUACUGAUUUAUUUUUCCCGAUGUAGCCCAAAGCGAUUUUUAAAACUCGAAAAUUGGGUCUACCCACUGAUUCAGAGUACACGCCACCAUUAGACAGAAAAAUUUUCUUUACCCCGAUAGCCAAAGUAAAUUUGCUCAUGCAGUUUAUUUUAAAGAGAAUCGAAAAUAGAUUGUAUUACUGCUGAUCUGGGAGUGAAAACAGUAUGCUGAAAUUGAGACAGCUGGAUUUCGAUUAAUUUAGCAGGCUUUCAAGAAAAAUCAAUUAGGACGCUUGGGUAUAAAAUUAAUAAUGGAUUAACUGUAAUGAUUUGUAAACGGUUCCAAUUCGGCAUGUUUAAAAGUGUUCAAUUAAAGGGAAGUUUAUUUAAACGAAGUGGUUUAAUAAAAAGAGCUUUAGCAAACAGAAAGGAGGGGCAUAUAUAGUAUUAAAAAAAGACCUUUCGCCUGGUCGUCGCCUGAGUUUGUAGAUUUUUUUAUGAAGUGUUUUACUUUUCUAAUAAAGUUCACCGUAUUUUAUCGAUUGCUGCAAAACUUAAAACACACAGACAGAUUUUUUAAGGACGAAAGGUAAAACAGCGAAUCGUAAACACUGACAAGCAAUGUUAAUUACGCUUCGUUCGAGCCAACGUUUUCUUUUCUCUUUUCUUGUCUCUGGCGCUAAUGAAAGAGGAACAGGUGAUUUUGGUGAUAUCUGUAAAUCGGUUCCUUUGUAUUCUGAUAACAUCACACUAGUUUUGUUGAAAUUCUAUCUCGCUUGAAUGGCUUACUACUCGAAAAAAACUGAAGGUGAUGGAAAGGGCAUUGUGAAGCCAAUAUUUCAUUUUUUUACCCUUGAGCAAUUUGCGUUUUUUUCUUUUUUAUUCACCAUUGUGGAACUGCGCAUUCAUUUUAGUUCCCUCGUUUACUGUAACAAAUCACGCAAAAUGCGUCAAGAUUUAGUAAAUCGGGUCCUUUUUUAAUUUCUCGGGGUGUUUUUCUGUUUAAUCUAGUUUUAAUUUAGUCAGUAUUUUGCGAAAACUUUAAAGUACACCAACAAUGGCACAAUGCGCUCGGCAACUUUUACUUAUUUCAUUUAACGCAAGAUUUAGCGGCACUCACUUAGGAGUGUGUCUGCUGAUUAUUAUUUCUUGCUGCGUAGAUGUGAUUUCUAAUUACAUCAGCAUUUCUUGAGUUUCGAAAUAAAUGUGGUGGGUCGGAACCACAGGUAAUUAGGAGUUUUAAAUUGGUUUUAUUGGGUUCGUCACCUGGUUUUGAAAACAGCUUUAUUUUUUCUCUUUUAUUUCUUCUCCCAUAAUUGUAAAGAAGCGUUUAUGAUGAAUGCACGUAUCACAUAUCAUGAAUCAACAAUGUCAUUUUUUUCCACGCUGAGGCUUUUGCGUUAAUCAAAAAUCACUUAUUUGCCCCCUGGGUCAUGGAAUAUGAGCUGUAUAUGAAUUUUAAGUUUACUUGCUCUAAUGCCAAUGUCGAAUCCAAGUUUGAAAUAACCACGCCCUGCAUUAACGAUGAAGAAGAAACACAAUUUCGCUUCGGGGCGAAGGAAAUCUCUCUCACUCCAAAGCAUCGCACGUUAAGCAUCGUGUUUGAAGCUAGAAUAGUACAAUAGAUGAACAGAAGAACGAAAAGCGUGGCAAUUUACACUUCUUUCUGCCAAUGAAAGGAGAGAAUUGAAUGAAUUUUCACCAACUACAACCAAACAGAGAGAUCUCACCAAAAAUUUCUCAAAAGUAUCAUCAUGAAUUAAGUUUUAGGCAAGCUGAAUCUCAGUAGUAUUUUUAUCCCCACCUAGUAUAUGUUUUGCAUUUCUUCACUUUUUACAAUAAGUUGGUAUUCUCAUGUUAUUUUGAUGAUUUUCACCGGAUGAAAUACAUAAUAUAUUUACCACGUGCCGUUCUCUCACUACACUGUUAUAUUUCUCAGCCAAAGCCGCAGAUGGCGAUUUCUUCAUUAUUAAAAUGCGACUUAUUUUAGCAUCAUGUUUAAAACACUCAAUAAAACAAGAUUCCAGCGUUGCUUGAACUUUAAUGAAAGUUUUCAUUUGGCCCUUCGAGGCUCCUACCAAGUAUAGAUUUGUUUAACUAACCUAAAAUCUCCUCAUGUCUCUUGCUGAGAUUUUCUAAUUUGAAUGGUUUAUUAAUCAUGCAAUACUUACGCAAGAGAGUUUUUGUGCCUAACCUCAGCGUCUGUAUUAUAAUUAUAAUCUUUGGAAUUUAUAGAAAUUCGGAAAUGUCACCAGUACCUUUGUCAGGUAUGAAAUAAACUUCCCAACAUCUCACCAAAACUUUGCCGUGAGAAAUGGUAAUUAAACAGUUCUUAGAAGUAAUGUAGAUGUAUUUCCUGUAUUCAAUUCUUAGGACUGUGAGGAAACUACAAAUUUUUUUAGUUUCUUUACGUCUGAGAAAAAGGAUAGUUUUGCUGUAAAGGUUCGACCUGCGUCGUUUCCUCAGUUAUUUUCCAGUGUUUCAAACACCCUAUUUAUCUUUACGAAGGGUUAUUGUUAUGGCUUUGUAUUGUAAAGAAGAAAACGUUUUAUUUCUAGUUUUGAUUUCAAGCUGUUUCCGAAGCACUUGCCAUGAUUUAUAACACAGCGUGAAAUGUUUAUCUUGGAAUUGAACCUCCCCAACCACUUUCCACAUUUCCUCUAAGCUAUUGUCAUUAUCAAAACAGGAAAUCGCGCCCAACCGUGCGUUAAAUUGCAGGAGAUCUUCUUUGAAUAUUUAUCCUAGAGAAACAUAUCUUUGUUUGCACUUGAGGAAAAAAUUGAAGUGACAGAUUUUUUUUCUUUCCUUUUUUUGUUUCAUGUAGGAGAUUCAGUUUACAAGUUCAGCCAUGACCGUGUGAAAAGCAACGUCGUUCCAGGCAGAUUAAAGUGUACGCUUUGCAGACGAGGAUUUAACUCUCGAAGCAAUUUGCGCUCGCACAUGCGCAUUCACACCCUAGAGAAACCGUUUCAGUGCAAGUACUGUAAGAAGUCUUUCUCGCAAUCUUCGACCCUUCGGAACCACACCAGGCUUCACACAGGAGAGAAACCGUACAAGUGCAAUGUGUGUCACUUCGCUUACUCGCAGCUUGCGGGAUUGCGGGCUCAUCAAAAAUCUGCUAGGCAUAGGCCUUUGCACGAGGCUGCAAAAGUAGCAGCCCAGAAACAGCAAAGUCUUCUUGAAGAGACAAGUCAUAUGGAACAUUCACCAGACUCUUGCAAAUUAGAAAACGCGACUCCAUAGUUAAGAAUUGUGCUUUUUCGGAAUAUGCUACUUAAUUACGAAGGAAACUGUAGAACGCCACAUCACUGUUAGGCGGUCUUCUUCAACAUACUGAAAGCAAACAUACGGCUUUGUUCAUCAAUCUCCUUAAGUGCUCAUCCCAAUACUUGAAGAUUAUCUGAAGCAAAAAGAAGAGCUCAUUCUUAAUUACGCUGAAAAUAAAAAGUUGUAGGACUGAGUGCCUUAAAACUGACUUUUAAAAUGGAUUAUCAUAUUUGAUACCUAUCCAUGCAGCAGAGGACAUUUUGGAACCUUACUGUACCUAGUUUCCGCCGUGAAAUAUUAUUAAUUUUCGUUUUUAACUGGUUGGCCGUUAAUGAGGGCAAAUCAGUAAAAAUCGUGGUCAAAAAAGUACUUCAGCGCUUUAAAGUUGUAUAUAAUGUAAAUAUGAUUUUGUAAAAAUAAAAUUUGCUAGAAAGCUUUAAUGUGCAUUCAGUGUAAAAUGUUUAUAGCCCGCUUCCAUUUGAGCUGUCAAUGUAAUUGACAUGAGCUGCUAGUUUCAAACAUAUGAGUUGACACCAGUUUACUCAAGUACCGUUUUAUAGGAAAUAAAAAGAC